AUGCCACCAAGAGUUAGGGAUAAAGGAAAGGGUCCCAUGCGAGGGGGACCAUCAGCAGGACCUUCACAUCGACGCACUAUGUCUUCGUCAUUUUCCAGUUCUGACUCCCACAAUCUGUGGGGUCACUCUUUCGAGCCAGCGAGGCAUUCUAUCUCGUUGAGCUCAUCUCCUUCAUUCCAUCCAUCUUUCGGGCCGCCUGUUCCAGACGAGCCCCAGCAUUCGCAACAUUCUCAACACUCCCAUGAGUCUCACCAGUCAUACCAUUCGUUGCACUCUCAUUCCUUCCAUCAUUCGGAUUCUACAUACUCCCCGUCACAGUUUAAUUCGAAUGAUUAUGUCAACGACUUUUUGGGCUACAACCCUUUGGGCCCUGAGGAUCACUUUUCUCAAGAAAUGGAGAUGGACGACGACCCAGACCCAGAAAUGCAAACUGGGACACCGGGCCACCCAAUUAGCAUCUCAAGCGGUUCCCCAUUUCAUGGAUCACCGUAUCGUGGGCCCGAUUCAUACCAAGAGAGGAUGGCCGCGUAUGAUUGGUACUUUACUCCUUCGUACCAUAACUCUCCUGCUUAA
Molecule: messenger RNA, 573 nt
Organism: Helianthus annuus (common sunflower)
Lineage: Eukaryota; Viridiplantae; Streptophyta; Magnoliopsida; Asterales; Asteraceae
Exons: 1
Coding region: 1-573 (190 amino acids)
Source: RefSeq, a predicted model, not a curated record